This is a messenger RNA of Macrosteles quadrilineatus (aster leafhopper), 1646 nucleotides long. Its product is annotated as leucine-rich repeat-containing protein 57. Gene Ontology annotation, molecular function: protein binding. Lineage: Eukaryota; Metazoa; Arthropoda; Insecta; Hemiptera; Cicadellidae. The transcript has a single exon. Bases 541 to 1257 code for a protein of 238 amino acids. The record is from RefSeq and is a predicted model, not a curated record.
UGUGUUGUCACUGUUGUCUGCUGCUGUCAGUCAUGAAAGAAGUGAUUGUGUAAAGGUGUUCAAUCUUAAUUGAAGUUUGUUAAUAAUUUAUUGUUAUGGAUGACGACUACUGUAAUAAUAAUAAUAUGUAGAGUGAGAUAACAAAUUAAUGAAGAUGUUCAUGCUAAGAUGUCCGAUUGAUGAUUCGAAUAAAUGUGCUGCAAUGUGUCCCCUGUGAUUGUGUAAACUGUUAAUAAAAAGUUGAAUUCAGGAGAUAAUGGAAUAGGCCUACACUCUUGAUUCGUGAUACAAGCAUUAUGCUUAAAUUGUACUCUAAUGAAUGGUUAAAAUGAGAUAGAGGUUCAACAGAGGCAUCAUCAGUGAACAAUAGCUGUCGAAUUGUGCUAACUUAAAGCUUGUAGGCUAUUGUGAUAUGUCACUCUUAUUGAGUUUGAGAAGAAAGUUCUUCAUCCUAAUACUAUUGAAAAGAAGAAACAGAUAACUUAAUGCUACUUAGUUAACACAUCUUAGAUUUGUAAUUUUGAUUCAAGAAUAGGUACAAUGGGAAAUACAGCUUUGAAACGCCAUUACGAAACUGCUGAAAAAACAGGUGUUUUAAAUCUGUCCAAAAGUAAGCUCUCAGAAUUUCCAAAGAAAUUAAUUAGCCUAAGUCCUGUACUCAGAACUUUGGAUUUAUCAGAUAAUUCUCUCACAUUUUUACCAGAAGAAAUAGGGAGUUUUUCAUCUCUGAAAUUGAUCACUUGUAAUAACAACAAGCUAACAACACUACCUGAAGAAGUUGGAAUGAUGGUGAAACUUGAAACUUUAUCCUUUGCAGGAAAUAGGCUAAAUAAUUUACCAAAAUCCCUCUCCUUAUUAGUAAACCUAAAACAUGUGAAUCUGUCUGGUAACCAACUAAAGGAUUUCCCAGUACUAUUUUGUGGUCUAAAACAUCUAGAUGUUCUCGACGUUUCAAACAAUUUAAUUGAAAGUGUUCCUAGUGAUGUGAGUACACUUCGAGCCACAGAAGUAAACCUAAAUCAGAACCGUGUUUCUUUUCUUGCUAGUGACAUUGCCGACUGCCCUCGCCUGAAAACAUUGCGACUAGAAGAAAAUUGCCUUCAGCUAACAGCUAUACCUGGCCGUUUGCUAACAGACUCCAAAGUAUCACUGUUAACUCUUGAAGGAAAUCUAUUUGAAAUGAAGAGUUUCACAAAUUUAGAAGGAUAUGAUACAUACAUGGAGCGUUACACUGCAGUUAAGAAAAAAAUGUUUUAGAUGUGUCAAUCCGAUCAAAUAUCACAUAUUUCCUUGCUUAGGUUUAUCUCAGUUAUCCUUUUUCACUAAAGUCAACUAAAUUUGAUCACACUUUGAUCUUUGAAGUGCUUUCAAAGCAAGUGCACAAGAUUUUGUAAAUCACUUAAUGUUGUUUAAUUUAAUACACAUGUCAAUUUCUGCUACAUCAAGAUGUAAAUGUAUCACACAGGGUAAGUGGAUUAAAUUAAUGUAAUCAAUGUUUAUAACUGACUUCGUCAGGAUUCAACUGUUUACUGUGUACAAACAGCUUAAUUUAUGUGUUCAAUUUUUAAUCAUAUACCGUACAAAUGUAACAUAUUAUUUAUUAGCUCUGCAUAAUUUUGUAAGUAAAUGCAAAUUGUAAAACUGGA